Molecule: messenger RNA, 3722 nt
Organism: Annulohypoxylon maeteangense
Lineage: Eukaryota; Fungi; Ascomycota; Sordariomycetes; Xylariales; Hypoxylaceae
Product: CRM1 C terminal-domain-containing protein
Exons: 10
Coding region: 294-3524 (1076 amino acids)
Biological process (GO): ribosomal small subunit export from nucleus; ribosomal large subunit export from nucleus; protein export from nucleus
Cellular component (GO): nucleus; cytoplasm
Molecular function (GO): nuclear export signal receptor activity; small GTPase binding
Source: RefSeq, a predicted model, not a curated record
AGUAGCCGCUAUCAUCUCACAGACUGCUUCUUCUUUGAAAUCUGGUGAUACCUUUUUUUUCACAACUCACCCGUGCAAUCCAUUCCACUACCAACAUCCACCACUCUACCCGUCAAACGUCCUACUAAUUUAUUUGACCACCAGUUUUCUCCUCCAGAGCCUGCGCAUAGUCAAAGUAAAAGAACACACACAACUAUCAACUACAUUUCUCUCGAUACACAAUCAGAGCGAGCCUUUCUUCGGACUUCUAGGCGCGUAGCCUACCUUAUUCUUCCCCUGCCACCUCAUUCGAGAUGGCGCCCACGAUUCCAGAAUUGGACCUCAUGGUCCAGUCCUUCUACGAAGGUCGCGGCGAACAGCAAAAAGCUGCCCAAACUGCGUUAAACCAGUUCAAGGAAGACCCCGACGCCUGGCUUCUUGUCGACAAGAUUCUUGCCGAGGCAAGGCACCCGCAGACAAAAUAUCUCGGGCUUCAAAUAUUGGACAAUGUCAUCAUGACAAGAUGGAAGGUCUUACCUAGAGAGCAGUGCUUAGGCAUUCGUAACUUUGUUGUCAAUUUCAUCAUCCAGGCCUCCACCACGGAAGAGUCACUCCGACUUCAACGAACUCUUCUGAAUAAGUUGAAUCUAGUUCUAGUCUCCAUUCUGAAGCAAGAGUGGCCUCACAACUGGCCCUCCUUCAUUAAUGAAAUCAUCUCGGCCUGCCGCUCAAACCUGUCCAUCUGCGAGAACAACAUGAUCAUCCUCCGCCUACUUUCCGAGGAAGUCUUUGACUACUCGGCCGAACAGAUGACCUCGGCAAAGACUCGAAGUCUCAAAACCACCAUGUGUAACGAAUUCUCCCAGAUCUUCCAGCUAUGUCAGGAAAUCCUUACUUCCGCAACCCAAGCAAGUUUAGUCAAGGCUACUCUAGAGACGUUACUUCGCUUUUGCAAUUGGAUCCCCUUAGGAUACAUUUUCGAGACGCCACUCAUCGAGACUUUACGCACACGAUUUCUCGAAGUUCCCGAGUUCCGCAAUGUUACCUUACAGGUGUUCACUGAGAUCGGUGGUCUAGUAACCGGUGGGCCGGGGCAGACGAAUGCCUACAGUGAACAGCUAGUCAAGAUGUUCGUUGACGUGCUUACGACUAUCGCCGGCAUUAUCCCCCUAGACCUCGAUCUCAAGAGCACCUACCCUCAGAGUAACUCCAAGGAUCAGGAGUUCCUCCAGGAGUUAGCACUAUUUUUGUGCAAUUUCUUCGGCCAGCAUGUUGACCUAGUUGAGAAUUUACCUAACCGAGACUUCCUCACCCAUGGUCACUUCUAUCUCAUCCGAAUUUCCCAAAUCGAAGACCGUGAAAUCUUUAAGAUCUGCCUAGACUAUUGGCUCAAAUUGGUUCAAGAGCUAUAUGAGGAGAUGCAAGCAGCGCCCUUGGCAGAGAUGAACCCCCUUAUGAUGGGCGCUGGUUCAACUAACGGAGCAGUCAACCCAAGCCUGUUACAAAACUUCCCUCUACGCAUGCACAAGUACAAGGAAGUUCUGUCGAACCUUCGCGUGGUCAUGAUUGAGAAGAUGGUACGACCCGAAGAAGUUCUCAUCGUCGAAAACGAUGAAGGUGAAAUAGUUCGCGAGUUCGUCAAGGAGAGCGACACGGUGCAGCUAUACAAGACCAUAAGAGAAUGUCUUGUGUACUUGACACAUCUUGAUGUAAUCGACACCGAGACGAUCAUGACUGAAAAGCUCCAGAAGCAAGUCGACGGCAGCGAGUGGUCAUGGCAUAACUGCAACGUCCUAUGCUGGGCCAUCGGCUCGAUAUCGCUCGCGAUGAACGAAGAGACCGAGAAACGAUUCCUCGUUACCGUGAUUAAAGAUCUGCUAGGGCUUACGGAGAUGAAACGUGGCAAAGACAACAAAGCUGUCGUGGCCAGCAAUAUCAUGUAUAUUGUUGGACAAUAUCCUCGUUUUUUGAAAGCCCAUUGGAAGUUCCUUAAGACGGUCGUCAAUAAGCUUUUUGAAUUCAUGCACGAGUCACAUGAAGGCGUACAGGAUAUGGCGUGUGAUACGUUCAUCAAGAUCGCAAGGCAGUGUCGACGACACUUCGUGGCCCUGCAGCCUAGUGAGAAUGAACCCUUUAUUGAAGAGAUCAUUCGUAAUCUGCAGCGCAUAACAUGUGAUCUCACACCUCAGCAAGUCCAUACUUUCUAUGAAGCAUGCGGCUACAUGGUUGCUGCACAGGGUAACAAGCAUCAGCAAGAGAGGCUGCUUGCCGAACUUAUGAAUGCGCCCAAUGCGGCCUGGGACGAAAUCAUCAGAGCCGCCACUCAAGAUCCUCAGAUUCUGCAGGAUUCCGAUACGAUCAAGAUUAUCGGAAAUAUCAUGAAGACCAACGUAUCUGCUUGCUCUUCGAUUGGUCCUUACUUCGGCCCUCAGAUUGGCAGAAUAUAUCUAGAUAUGUUGCAGAUGUAUCGUGCUACCAGCCAGUUAAUUUCCGAGGCUGUCGCUUCUGAUGGCGAACUUGCUCCUCGUAUGCCUAGAGUGCGGGGCUUGAGGACCAUCAAGAAGGAAAUUCUGAAGUUAAUUGAGGGCUAUGUUGACAAGGCGGAAGAUAUGCAAUCAAUUCGUAUGCAGAUGGUGCCACAGCUUCUUGACUCCGUUCUGGUUGACUACAACCGCAAUGUCCCGGGCGCACGAGACGCCGAAGUCUUAAAGGCAAUGUCUACCAUCAUCUCAAGACUUACGGGUCUUAUGGAAGAUCAAGUGCCGAUUAUUAUGCAGAAUGUCUUCGAAUGUACUCUUGAGAUGAUCAACAAGGACUUCUCUGAGUUCCCCGAACAUCGAGUAGAGUUCUUCAAUCUUCUCAGAGCCAUCAAUCUGCACUGUUUCCCUGCACUCCUUAAACUUGACAACCGCCAGUUUAAGUUCGUCAUCGACGCUUGCAUGUGGGCAAGCAAACACGACAACCGCGAUGUUGAAGGUGCCGGUCUCAAUAUGUGUCUCGAGCUUGUGAUAAACAUCGCAGAGAAGACCGAUGUGCAGACCUCCAAUGCAUUCUUUCAACAGUUUUUUAUCGGUAUCCUGCAAGACGUAUUCUUCGUCCUGACAGACCCGGACCACAAGGCCGGCUUCAAGACUCAAUCCUUGUUGUUAAUGCGCAUGUUCUACUUUGUGCUCCCCGCAGACGGCACCACGCCAAAGAUUCAAGGACCGGUCUACACGGACCAAGCACCAGCUGGCACAAGUAACAAGGAUUUCCUUGCUGAGUUUGUCGGAGGUCUCCUACGCAACGCGUUCCCCAACCUUCAGAUUGCCCAAAUCGGCGCAUUUAUCGAAUGCCUCUUCACGCUGAACACAUCGUACGAGAAGUUCCGACUCCAAGUACGAGACUUCUUGAUCUCCCUCAAGGAAUUCGCUGGCGACAAUGCCGAUCUCUUUAUUGUCGAGAAGGAGCAAGAAGCAGCGGACAAGCUCACUGCUGAGCAUGAACGACGAGCAAAGGUUGGAGGCUUGCUAAAACCUUCCGAGAUCGAAGAUGAUGAAUUGUGACUACGGCAAGAAUUUAGAAAUGAAUUCGCUCCUCGGCACUCUUCGAGCACGUUGGAGCCGCCCGAACGGACGGGGGCUGACCAUUUCGAUGGAUGGGACGUCUAUGGCCUCUGAAACAUUCCCGGAGGCACUCGGAUGAGAUGAAUGAGGCUUUGACUUUAUAAUUUCUGUCAUGUCUUUGAGUGGCUUUUCUAUUAU